UUAAAAUUAAAAAUAUAUGUUAGCGUGUCAAAACUAAAUGGUACAGGCGAAGAGAAUAGGAUGAAUACCUGUGGGAUGAGUAUUACAUUAACUGAUUAGCCAAUCAUACAAUUCACAACCAAAGAAUUGCAUCAGAUAUCUCGAAUUAGAGCCGAAGAGAUGGUUGAGGGAGCAACAAUGGAGGCCGCAACCACCUCUUCCACCACCACCAGCAACAGCAACGGGCAUCGUGGAUUUCCGGCGGCAGCACAACCGGAGAUUAUGAGAGCCGCCGAGAAAGACGACCACUACGCCUCUUUCGUCUCCGAAGCUUGCCGCGAUGCUUUUCGCCAUCUCUUCGGAGCCAGACUUGCUGUUGCUUAUCAUAGUGAGACAAAACUUUUAGGCCAGAUGCUUUAUUAUAUUCUUACAACAGGUGCCGGACAACAAACCUUGGGAGAAGAAUAUUGUGAUAUCGUUCAGAUAACUGGAUCUUAUGGACUUCCUCCAACCCCUGCAAGACGUGCAUUAUUUAUUCUUUAUCAGACAGCGGUUCCAUACAUUGCAGAAAGAAUGAGUUCAAGAAUUGCCUCUCGUGGCAUGUUUCUUGCGGAAUCUCAUUUUGAUGAUUACGAUGAUAACAAUACUUCAUUUAUUAGCCAAGUAGACAAUGGAACCUCAUCAUCCUCUACGUCACAGAGCUCAAGGUUAUCUCUUUCUAGAUUGAAAGAAAGAUUUAGAAGAUUGCGGCAGUACGUAAUUCAGCAAUGGCCAACAGUGAUCCCUUUAGCACGUGAGUUUUUGCAGCUGAUUCUUCGAACAAAUCUGAUGUUUUUCUACUUUGAAGGCCUCUAUUAUCAUAUCUCAAAACGAGCAUCUGGUAUCCGUUACAUGUUUAUAGGCAAAUCAUCUAAUCAAAGACCAAGAUAUCAAAUUCUUGGUGUUUUCCUUUUAAUUCAGUUAUGUGUCAUUGCUGCUGAAGGAUUACGCCGCACCAAUUUAUCAUCCCUUGGAGGUUCAUCUCGUCAAACAUCUUUCGGGAUUUUUCAACCUUCAGCAGGAGGAGGAUUGCCUGUUCUGAAUGAGGAAGGAGAUUUCGUCACAGCAGACUCUCAGAAAAUUGGUUCUGUAAUGGAGUCUACUUCAUCAGAGUCUAAAGGCACAAGUAAAUGCACUCUUUGCCUUGGUGAUCGAGAGAAUCCCACCGCAACACCAUGUGGUCAUGUAUUUUGUUGGAACUGUAUCAUGGAAUGGUGCAAUGAAAAACCUGAAUGCCCCCUUUGUCGGACUCCAUUGACGCAUUCAAGUUUGGUUUGUUUAUAUCACUCUGAUUUCUGAAGUGCCAUUGUAAUGCCACAACGUUUCUGUAUAUUUUGGAACAAGAAAGAGGGUGAAAAAACCAGGUCGGCGGCAUUUUUCCUAUAGGAUGAUAUAGGAACGGAAAAACGGGCAGUGAUUAGCAGUGUUCACAAUUUGUUGUAGUUUAUUUUGUUAAUUCUGAUCUAUGAUCCUGAUAUAUGGAUUAGUUUCUGUAUGUGUAAUUAAUUAACAAAACGAACAUUUUAAGCUAAAAUCUCAUCUUGUGAGACUUCA
Messenger RNA from Amaranthus tricolor (Joseph's coat), 1572 nucleotides. Its product is annotated as peroxisome biogenesis factor 10. The transcript is spliced from 11 exons. Gene Ontology annotation, biological process: protein import into peroxisome matrix. The coding region runs from base 160 to 1317 and encodes 385 amino acids. Lineage: Eukaryota; Viridiplantae; Streptophyta; Magnoliopsida; Caryophyllales; Amaranthaceae. Gene Ontology annotation, molecular function: zinc ion binding. The record is from RefSeq and is a predicted model, not a curated record. Gene Ontology annotation, cellular component: peroxisomal membrane.